Molecule: messenger RNA, 1555 nt
Organism: Ipomoea triloba (trilobed morning glory)
Lineage: Eukaryota; Viridiplantae; Streptophyta; Magnoliopsida; Solanales; Convolvulaceae
Product: ribosome biogenesis protein NOP53-like
Exons: 13
Coding region: 189-1277 (362 amino acids)
Biological process (GO): rRNA processing; ribosomal large subunit assembly
Cellular component (GO): nucleolus
Molecular function (GO): 5S rRNA binding
Source: RefSeq, a predicted model, not a curated record
GUUCUUUUUUUUCUGUGCUUCGUGCUCCGUCGCCUCCACCCUCGCCUCAGCCCUAGCUCCUCUCCCGUCGCCACUCGCCACCGAACACCGUAGCUUGCCUGACCGACGACUGCUGAAGGCCACCAUUGAAGAGGGCUUCUCCCAUCAAUACAGAAAACCCUUACUUCCAUUCACUCUUGCAGCAAUCAAUGGGGAAAAGAACCAAGAGUUUCAGAAAGGGAAAGAAGGCAUGGAGAGCCAACAUAAGCACCGAAGAUAUUGAAGAUUUCUUCGACAAUUCCACAAAAGAUGCUCUUUCUGGCGGCUCUCUGGCUGAUGUUCCUAGUGAAUCCCUCUUUUAUGUUGACAAGUCAAGAGAUCUUUCAGCCAAGCGCAAAAUUGAAAAAAAGAGGGACAAAGUACUUCAUUUUGAGAGUUUGCUGCAGAAAAAUGCUUUUGUUCAACCAGUACCAUCUUCAACUACAAAGAAGUCAAAGAAGAAAAGUAAAGAUGCUAAAAAGGCCAAAGAUGCUGCUGAAGAGUGUCAAAAGGAUGUUGCUGCCACAGGUUCUGGCCUUGUUGACAUAUGGAAUGAAAAAGGUGAAAAGAUUGUUAAAACAAAAAGGAAAUCGGUGACUUCUAUUAUACCUGCUGUGGAAGUUGAUCCACCAGGAUGCUCAUUCAAUCCUCCCUCUGAAAGCCACCAGGAUGCAUUAGCCUCUGCUGUCGCAGAUGAAAUGCAGAAAGUUUAUCGGGAUGAGUUGGGGCCUGAGCCUGUUCCUUUAACUGUUCCUGGAGAAAUAGUUGAUGAAGAAAAUAUGUACUUCCUUGAUGCGGAUGACGGGAGUGAUGAUGAUGAUGAAAAUCUGAUUGAAGAUGGAAACCUGGAUGUGGAGAAGAGGCUGCAAAAGACCAAAUUGGUGACAAAAGUUGAGAAGAACAGGAGGGCUAGACGCAAAGAACAGUUGAGAACUGAAGCAGAAGCCAAAAAAGUGGAGAACCUUUCUAAAGAAAUUGACAGCUUGUCAGAUAUCAUUCAAGAAAUAGCAAAAGAGGAUGAAGAGAAACAGAAAAGACAUCUCCGUCGUGUUGUUGCUAAACAAGAAAGACUAAAAUCUUGUCCACCACGUCUAGGGAAGCGCAAAUUUCAACCUGCUCCUGUUCAAGUAUUAUUAUCAGAAGAGAUUACCGGUUCCCUUCGUCAACUAAAGGGAUGUAGCACCCUUGCAAGGGAUCGAUUCAAGAGCCUGGAGAAAAGAGGACUGGUUGUCCCAUCAAAGAAGACCUCCAGGAAGUGAUUACGAAGUCAUGGACCGGCUUAUUGGCUAUAUAUCUCUCCUGCUAUUGGUGCCAGGGCCCAGGGUGAAUAACUACAUUGGUAGGUUGUUUGAAGUCCUCGGCAGUGAGCUUCCCAUGUAUUUGAAGGAGUUUAUGUAUUUGAAGGAGAUUAAGUUUUUGUUUAUCAAAUUUUUUAAUUUCAAUAAAUCAUAAUACAAUGUUUAGUUCAAGUAUAAUAGAAAUGUCUAGGGUACUAGUUCAAAUUGGAUAAAAUUCAAUAUAUUUAUUUGGUGGUCUA